AUGUUGAAAUUUUUACUUCUUGUUAAUAAGCAAGGCCAUACUCGUGUUUCGCAGUAUUAUGAGUAUUUGGAACUCAAAGAAAGAACAACUAUGGAAGCGGAGAUAACGCGCAAAUGUUUAACAAGAAACGAUGGUCAAGUAAGUUGUACGGAGAUAUGGGGUAGUUUACAGAAGGUCAUUAGUAUAAAUGACUUUUUUGUGUGGCUAAGAUUUCCUUUAUACAGUCCUAUACAUAUAUUAUGCAUGCAGCAAUCUCACGCUAUUUCACAGAAAUAGUCAAUAUGAAUGGAAUUGAAACAUGUUUGUGCAAUGCAUGGGGCUGUACAGAAACUCAAAGGAUACAGUACAGAUGACUUGCUAUUGAGGACGAAAGCUGCUGGGUUAGAUUAUACUGCUGACUGGAUGAGCACCGGUCUGCCAGGCAAGAAGCUGCAGGUUCAAACCUUUGUCAGACCAACACUUCGGGUCUACUGGAAAUAUGUGUCUUGUAAACCCUUCAAUACUCAGUGUAAAUAGAGCCACUCAAGUUUAGCCGUGAUGGGUGGGGUUAGGAACUUUAGUGGGUGACGCAGGGUUCUGAAUUCGGUCAGUGUAAAACACAGACUGUGGACUGCAGACUGCAGACUGCGGACCAGGGGUAAAAUGCAGACUGAGUGUAAAAUGCAGACUGCAGACUGAGAGUAAAACGUAGGCUGGGGUAAAAUGCAGAAUAAAGACUGUAGACUUUUUUAAACAUUUGUGCUCCUUCUUCUCCAAAUCGGUGAAAUAGCUAGCCGGUAUCAGUUACACACUUCGCUUCCUAGUCGAAGUGCAUUGCACAUUCGCCAGAAGUUUCUAUGAACAUCCGAACAGCUUAAGUCUGCGUACCUUGAUUUGCAAUACUUUCAUAGAAGGUCAUCCAAAUUCCUGCAGAACAUCUUUCUUUGUUGUUGGAAUAUGAUUUACUCCCUUUUUAUCGCCAUAAUUCUUCCUGUAUAGUAUUUUGGGUCAGCAGCUUCCAUUUAAGCGUAAACAUCGUGGUGUUGUACCAAAUUCACGGUCCCUGGUCACGUAUAUCGAAAACUUCGCGUCUAAACUUGAAGCGUGAGGUCUCUCGGAUGGAAAAAAGGUUCAAGAUUGCUAUUAUAUGUUUUUGGGUCGUCGACAAGGUUCCAGAGAAGAAAGUCCUGAAUGGCGGAUUUGUGAAAGCAGAUGUCGUCAAGUAAGUGUUCGUUUACAUGUAUUUGCGGGAUUUUUUGACCCUUAAACCUUUCCACAACUACAGUUUAUGCUUGGUCUGCAUUUUACCCCAGCCUGCGUUUUACUCUCAGUCUGCAGUCUGCAUUUUGCACUCAGUCUGACCGGUUCUGAAUUGAACCUGUAACCAGUAACACCUGUCAUGGGUGUCAAGGAAUGUUAUAACUGUCAAAGCGCUUCAACUACUUGAUCAAUUCAUGUAUCAAAUGCAAAUAAAAGGACGCCUUUUUGAGUAAAUGACUGUGUAAAGUAUUGACUGUUAGUUGCUUUUGCAAUGUACCUUUUUUGGUUUAAGUUGUCAAAAUGAACAGCUUAUCAGCAGACCACAGAAUGAAGGUACAAUCACUAUGCUUUGCAGCAUCACCGCAAUGUUGAAAUAUGGCCGCCAUAUUAAACUUGUGCAUCUGAGCCCAGGCCUCUUGCAGGUGUUGUCUUUCCACAUGCAAAAACGUGGCCACUGCAAAGCAUUUCUGAGCAUCUUAAACCAAAAUUUUCCCAGGGAGCAUGCCAUGUGUUACACCGAUAAGUAGCACAGCAACAACUGUACAAAAUAUUAUUGAGAACUCUGGGUAACCCACUGUAGAAUGACAGUUUUACAAUACAGGCGUUGUGGAGAGGUUAAAACAGAAUGACUCUUCAUUGUAUCAUCUGGGACAAAAAAAAAAACACAGGUAGAGGUGAUAAACAUAGUGAAAUUUCGCAGUUUUGUAUGAACAUGAUGUUGCUACCAAAUUUGUUCCUCUUCUUCUUUGCUGCAAUCUGCCCAGGAUGAUCUUAGAAAACUACUUCUUCAAAAUGGUUACCCCCAAGGGAUAAUCAACUUCGACGUCAAUCAUGUGCUAGAAAGAAACACAAAUAAGCCAGCGACCGCCCUCUACCUAUGGUACCUAAAAAGGGUGUUAUUAUCCUGUUAACUUAAUGUAUUUACCUGUUCUACUACUGUGUUUCUGUGGUAAUUUAAAGAUAAUUUUUCAAAACACUUGCCAUAAUAAAUCUUUCAUUCGAUCCACUGCCUAAAUCUCCCUCAAAGAUCCAAAGUCAUGUACAAAGCUAGUUAGUGGGAUUGCAACAAUUUUUACAUUUGAAAAACUAAGCAAUGACUUCAUGAUAGGGAGACUGAACACUUCAAGGCCCUCACUAAAAAUGAUCACUUGUUAGCUUUUGCUGAGCAUGUAAAAGCCACCAGACAUGAUACAUGUAUCAAGUGGGGUCAUUUUGAUAUUUUAGUGCCAGGGAAGUCCAAAUUAUUAUCAAUGCCAAGAUAAAAGAAACAUUGUAUAUACAAGGUCUUAAGCCAGCUUUAAAUGUCAACAUCAGCAGUGAAAAGCUGAUACUUAGCUGUUGCCUUAUAUAAUUUUACUGUUAAGAAUUUUGAAUAUUGUUAAUCUAUAUUAAUUUUUAGUCUUGUCAUACUUUUAAUGGUCACUAGAGAUCACUAAUUUGAAAAUAUAUGUUGACUAGCAAUUAUACAAACGUCAAGUUCAUAUAAAAAUGCAAAAGUCCACUAUAUGUUUAUCACCACUGUUUUUGUUUUAUUUUUGAUUAAGCUACGAUGGUCCAAGAACAAAAGUCUUUAUGGGACAAAAAAGUUGAUUUGUUGAGAGGUAGUAGUUAGUAAUGGUUGGGUUGUAACCUGUUACCAUGAAAAUAGUUAGUAUGGGUUUAGCUUUGAAAAUGAUUUAAACUUGACUUAUUGUUUGUGUAAUUUCUUCUUUCAGUGUCCUUUCUUUGAAUUUGAGAAUUUUAAAGUCAUAUACAAAAGAUAUGCUUCACUGUUCUUUAUUGUUGGAGUUGAUUCAGAAGAGGUAAGUGUCUUAAGUCAAGUGAUUAUGUUAUCACAGUGCAAGGUGAUUUUUUGACAGCCGGCAUGAGUCUCGGGUCAAUGACCCGACAAAGAAGGCUUCCUGACCCGACAGAUGACAUAUAAGUAUUAAACUAAAUAUAACGAAAAAAUUAGCAGGUGGUCUUGGUGAUCCCUCAGACCCCUCACUUGAAAGAAUUAACUGGAACGCUGUGUGGGUGUCAUGGCUUAAAGAACCUUGUCCCCCAGGAAUCAGUCCAAUCAUUUUUUCCCAAUUAGUUAUGGCUGAAAAAAAAUUACUCUAACCCCAUGGGAAUUUGUUCAGUUUUUGUGGUGUCCUUGAUGUCAUGGCUCACAGAACCUCAUUCCCCAGGAAUCAGUCCAGUCAUUGUUUAAAUAAUGGGUGAAAUAAUUUUCCCCUGGGUUGAUACAUUAUUUGGAUUAAUUAACCAGCUGUAUUAAUUUCACUUAUGAAUCAUUUUUUUUUGGGUGGAUUAUUUUUCAAUCUAUGGUUUUACUAUUACUCCUUCUCUUAGAAUGUGAAGGGGUUUACGUUUCCCAGCCCCUUCCCUGAAUCUACUACAGGGAAAAAUAUUCCAUGGUUAAUGCAGUAAAAUUGUAGAGGUACAGAUAUUGUAUUAUUACUUUUACUUCAUCGUUUUCUUACAGAAUGAAUUGGCAAUACUAGAAUUCAUUCACAAUUUGGUAGAAACGUUGGACCGCUACUUUUCUAGUGUGGUGAGUGUGAUUGCUUUUUAUCUUUUGUUAUUCAACCCUUUCACUGUUUUACCGUAUAUGGAUAUGAGAACAUGCAAAAAAAAAAACGUCCAAAAAAGGAGCCUGAAAAACUGAGUAAUGUGAAAACUGGGUGAAAUAUAACAAACAAAGUGCACUCGCUUUAUUUACAGAUGUUGCAAACGAACAUUUUGGCCUGAUAUUCCUUGAAAGUGAUGUGAAUAGCAGAAAAAUUGCACCUGAAAUGUUCUUUCCUGAAUUGAAUGUCACAAGAAAAAAAUCAGCCUUAAAUUUAAGAUCGGUGCUUUAUGCUUAACGUUUUUUCACUGGUAACAGCAUUUAAAUGCUCAAACAGUCUGGAUGGAUGAACCUCCCUUUUCUUGUUGUAAAGCUUCCAACUUGGCUCUUCUCCUGGGAGAGGUUACAAUACCCUGCCACCUCCUCCCGCCAUAAUACUUUUUAAAGGUAGAGUUACAGUACUAGUUAAAAUAAUUGUUCACAGGCGAAGCAAAUCAGUUACUAAUUAGAUUGUUUCCAUAUUUUUUUUCAGUGUGAGCUGGAUGUAUCCUUUCCUCAAACUUGAUCUUCUUUUUCAUUUGGAAAACCACUAGCCCUCCUUUAAUGCAACCUCGUUCCCAGUGUUCUCCCAUUCUUGGUCUCUUCAGAGCGAGUUUUGAGCAGCAGAGAAUCCUGGGAAUGAGGUUUUUGCUUCAAUGAUGGGUUCCUGGAGAAAUAAGUCCCUAACAGUCGCUCAAUAAUCACAGUUUCGACUUAACAUGGGUCAUGAGUUUUAUGUGCUUCAGUUUUUUUAAGAAAUCCCUGAAGAAGUAUAACUACUGAUGCAGCUUCCUUGACUUGCCGGUUCUGAAGAUAAUGUUUAAUCUCGACAAAGUUCAUAUGAUAUUGGAUGAAAUGAUCAUGAAUGGACAAAUCGUUGAAACCAAUAAAAAUCGAAUCCUGGCGCCUGUUGCAGUUUUGGACAAAGCGGCCAAAUGAGAACAUCCUUUGGCAAAUGUAAGGUAAACGGUGUUUUUAACGACAGAAACGUUUAUGUUAUGAGAAGGCAGACUUCCGCUAAUGACAUUGAACCAAAACUGCUUUGAAACACUCAGAAGAAACUAGUAAGCGCGCAAUCAGAUUUUGUACCAAUCAGAUACAACCGCUAGUUAGCGCGGGAAAUUAUGUAACUAGUCCUAGGCAUGACUGUUUAGUUUUUUUCACCGCUCGGAUUUUUGAUAUCGUGUUAAAGGGGGGCUCUUGCGUCCUGGGACCGGUGCGAAGACCAGUACAUGUUAAGUCCAGGUAGGAGGUAUAAAUGUCAGUUAAAAUCUGCAACGCGUUUCGUUUUAUUAAGACGAAAAGUCUUAAGACGUACUUGUAUUAGUUCUUCGUUCUACCCCAUAAAUGACUCGAAAAUCCUUCCUUACGAGUUAGGAACGGAUUUCCGUAUUAUAAACAACUUUCAUUCGACGGCAGAAUAGACGAAAACGAUUGGAAAUUUCAGGCCAACUUAAGCGCGAGCGUAAACGUGCACUUGCGCGCGCAAAAAUAGAAAAAGCUUUUCAGCAGUCGUCUUUGUUUCGUCACAAGACGCACGAACUUUUCAGAACGAAGCGAUCGUCCUUUGAUUUAAUCGACAUUUUUUCGUUGUUGUGUAAACAAAAGUUACUGGCAAGCGAUAAGCGAUGGACAGGCUUGUUUGGGUUUGUGUCGCGUACACAGCUGCUACAUUUACUGUUGACUUGAUUGAUUCAUGUUGGUGUGCUGGAGAAAUUUUAUAUGACAUUUACAAACAACGCCGUAAACAAGCAGAAAAGGUAAGCAGGAAAAAAUGAAAAGGAAAGCACCAAAUUUUUUGCAGCAUCCGUUGUUCCGCUUAACCAACCGAGGUUCCAGGUCUGUCGAAUGGAAUAGUCAGUCUUACACUGACUUUUUAGUGAGCUGCGUCUGAUUAAUCUCGCACGUUGUCUAGGACCUGGCCGUGGCUAAUCUAGUAUGCUUUAGGGAGACUAGGGCGUGGGCGGCCCACACCAAUCGGGACAUUUUGAAACUGCACAUUUUUUACGCGGAUUUGUGUUGACGGGUUCUUAAACCACACUGGAGAGAAGUUUCAAACUGCGAUGCGUUUUCGGUGAGCGGAUUCACUCGGGUUUCGUGUGAACGAUAGACCGAUUCGUCUUAGAAAUUAUAUUCGGUUUCAAACUGUCCGGAUUUGUUUGCACUUGGCCUAAGCAUCCCGUAUGACAACAAAAAUUGCAAGAUGAUCACGUGGUCAGUUUAGUACCUUCAUUACGUUUGACGUUUGACCUUUGUGAGAAACUUGUAGAACUUUUUUGAUGUAUUGUUGAUCGGAUACUUAAAAAAUGGUAUCUAGGUCAUCUCUAAUGUCGCUCGAUGUAUUAGACGUUAUGCUUAACCUCUCUGUUGCUGUUGUUGAUGUGUAUGUGUGUGUGUGUAUUUUUUUUAAUUGACCUCAGUGCUUCUAAGCACUGAUGGGUUUUUGAUCCUGUUUAUUAUUAUUAUUGCCGCGGGGAAACAAAGGGCCAGUUAUUUAAACGGGGUUUAGCCAGUGUUUAACAAAACUGCGUUCGAUGCCUUUUUCAGUUUGUCCUACGCUUUGUCCAAAGAUUUGCUUAACCUGGGCCUAAAUUAGACUUCUUUUAAAUAACCGACCCAAAGGUUUUGGCCAGAUUCAAAACGCUUCUAUUCAGUCCUUGCACUUAUUUGUCUUUUCUGGCGUGCUGUUUCCCGAACGGUUCUUUUUCGUCUUUUUUCUUACCUGAAAAAAUUUGCUGGGCUGGUCUUACCAUAAGCGCUACUUAUCUUAGUUUAAAAUAAGAUUCAAACUUUUUACCACUACAGUAAGAGAAAUGGAUUUUAAGCUGAUAAUCUCGCUUAGUCGCCUGAUCACGGUAUAACUUUUAUUCUUUUUCAGCGAAAACUGCAUCAGGAG
This is a messenger RNA of Porites lobata, 6725 nucleotides long. The record is from the annotation of a GenBank genome assembly. Lineage: Eukaryota; Metazoa; Cnidaria; Anthozoa; Scleractinia; Poritidae.